This is a messenger RNA of Trichomycterus rosablanca, 1588 nucleotides long. It is a transcript of the gene zdhhc2, whose product is annotated as zinc finger DHHC-type palmitoyltransferase 2. The transcript has 13 exons. The record is from RefSeq and is a predicted model, not a curated record. Gene Ontology annotation, molecular function: palmitoyltransferase activity. The coding region runs from base 80 to 1180 and encodes 366 amino acids. Lineage: Eukaryota; Metazoa; Chordata; Actinopteri; Siluriformes; Trichomycteridae.
GCUUCACUAACUGAUCAGAGGAACCAGUGCUCUAUGUUGGCAUGUUUCGGGCAUUGAGAGGACCUGAAAUAUCUGGAAUAUGGCGCCAUCGGGCUCGCGCAGCGCCAAACGGAAGUGCCGGAGAGUAGUGCACUGGAUCCCCGUGCUGUUCGUGUGCGCGCUCGUGGCGUGGUCCUACUACGCGUAUGUGGCUCAGCUGUGUGUAGAAACAAUAGAAAUCUUGGGAGAGAAAAUAGUUUACCUCCUGGCCUAUCAUGUUUUCUUUAUCAUGUUUGUGUGGUCAUACUGGCAAACCAUCUUCACCAAGCCUAUGAACCCACUUAGAGAGUUCCACCUGUCACACUCUGACAAAGAGCUGCUGAAGCAGGAGGAUCGAGCUGAAUCUCAACAAGAGAUCCUCAGAAGACUAGCCAAGGAUUUACCCAUAUGCACUCGUACAACCUCUGGAGCCAUCCGCUACUGUGACCGGUGCAAUCUAGUGAAACCUGACCGCUGUCAUCACUGCUCUGUCUGUGAUAAGUGCAUCUUGAAGAUGGAUCACCACUGUCCGUGGGUGAACAACUGCGUGGGCUUCUCAAACUACAAGUUUUUUACUCUGUUUCUCGCAUACUCUUUGCUUUAUUGCCUUUUCAUCACUGCUACAGACCUGCAGUACUUUAUUAAAUUCUGGACUAACGGUCUGCCGGACACUCAAGCCAAGUUCCACAUAAUGUUCCUGUUCUUUGCUGCAUCCAUGUUCUCAGUCAGUCUGACUUCACUGUUUGCCUAUCACUGCUGGCUCAUUUGCAGAAAUAGAUCCACUCUGGAGGUUUUUCGUGCACCUGCCUUCACACAUGGAACUGACAAGAAUGGCUUCAGUCUUGGCGUGAGCAAGAAUUUCCGCCAAGUCUUCGGAGAUGAAAAGAAAUACUGGCUUCUACCUGUUUUUACCAGUCAGGGUGAUGGCUGCUCCUUUCCCACAUGUCUUGUGAAUGCUGACCCUGAACAACCUGCCUCACCAUCUGGGCAUGCUGCUAUCAGAAGUGAUGGAGAAUCCCACCUGUUUCCUGCUAAACCUCUGCGAGAGUCUCAGAGCAGACUGCUGAGUAACGGACAGACCUGGACUGAAAAUGGGGGUACAGAGGACGAGGAAAGACAAGGAACAAGCAACCCAGCCAUGACUAUAGAGAAAGAAACUUAGCUGUUUUACACUGCUGACAUCGGAGGAGAAAAAGAACACUUUGCGGUGUGGAACAGUAAAGAAUCAGUGAAGAAUCUUCUUCAUGCUGACAGGAUUGUUGUGCUGUGAGAAAAAGCCAUCAUCCUCUGGGUUUAUUUUCAAUGGCUUAAAAGAAAGCCAAUGAUAAAGCAUAAAGAGUGUAUAUAUAAAUGAGGAUGUGCUUAGGAACCGUAAAGUUCUUUGUUCUAAAUGAAGAAUGUGUUUGUAUACAGUAUACAGUAGUCACUGAUGAAGGGCCACUCUGGGUGAUAUCUGCUGUCCCACUCGACCAAAUUCUAAACAAGAAAGACUGUAAUAUGAUCGUUUAUAUAUAAAACAAAUGGUGUUAAACCAAUAAACCAACAAACAAACAAACUUGACCAAAUUUAA